Messenger RNA from Varroa destructor (honeybee mite), 844 nucleotides. It is a transcript of the gene Tcs6, whose product is annotated as Threonyl-carbamoyl synthesis 6. The record is from RefSeq and is a predicted model, not a curated record. NCBI's taxonomy places the organism in Eukaryota, Metazoa, Arthropoda, Arachnida, Mesostigmata, Varroidae.
GAUACAGUUUUCAAUGAGCAUGCCAGUUCGAAUUCACAUUAAAUUUGAAUAUCAGUAAUUUUUGCUCAUUGGUUUGCUUCUCUGGUUAUUCUAUAGCUCAGAGAGACAAUUACUGAGUUGCAAAAUCAGGUUGGAAUCGGUGCAUUAGAGCUUGAAAAUAACUGGUUUAGUUGCUUUUAGUGCUGCUAAAUGUCCAAUUCAGUUGUCAUAAAGAAGUGUUCUUCUGAGGAUGGGUCCACGACUAAAAGCUGUCACAGUGUGACUUUUGUAAUCCCUGUGCGAAAUGUGGCACAUGCUAAAAUAAUCAGAGCUAGUCUUCAAGCGGAUCCUGAACCCGAGCGAAGCUACUGCUCAAAGGUUAUCGAAACGGACAAUGGUGGACUUAAAGUGCGUAUCACGUGUGAUGCAAAAUUCGACUCAUCGACGAACAUAAAAAAUCUUCGGAACGCCACAACGAGUUUCUUCGAGUUGCUUGACCUACUCCUACAGACCAUUGAUCAGUUUAGUGAGAACUAGAUUAUUUUGGAUUAUAAGGGAACGCGAGGCAAUCUACUCCUCUUCAUCACGCCUUGCUUCUAAUUCGACAACUGAGCAGCAUACAGGACCUAUUUUGCAAUAGUAAAGGAAGUGGUGAGCUCGGUUAAUGUCAAGAAAAGUUGACCGACUACAUCUCUGUUCUAUUCAUUAAUUUCUUUGUAUAAGCGCAGUCAAAUAGAUUGUAAAACGUAGUAACCUGUAGUAACGCAUCUGAUUAACUACGGAUGCUUCGAUUAAACAUUAACGAAACGAACUCUUGACGACCCGGUUUUAAGAAAUCGCUUGAUUUUUUUUUGUUUUUAUUAAA